Messenger RNA from Exaiptasia diaphana, 1627 nucleotides. RefSeq names its product bile acid-CoA:amino acid N-acyltransferase. NCBI's taxonomy places the organism in Eukaryota, Metazoa, Cnidaria, Anthozoa, Actiniaria, Aiptasiidae. Bases 182 to 1582 code for a protein of 466 amino acids. The record is from RefSeq and is a predicted model, not a curated record. Gene Ontology annotation, biological process: fatty acid metabolic process; acyl-CoA metabolic process. Gene Ontology annotation, molecular function: fatty acyl-CoA hydrolase activity. The transcript is spliced from 2 exons.
UAAUCAAAGACCUGGUCGACGACGUGACAAAUCGUUACUGGACGGACAUAUCGAUAUUCUGAAAACAGAGCAGUGUCGUUGAGAGGCAUUACAUGUCAGCUGGUGUAAGGAGGAUUGAUGUCCAUKAAGGAAGGAUAAGGGGGACGCUGUUCCUACCCCCUUUGGAGACGGUCCUUUCAAGAUGGCUUUCCAUCUGGUUCAGGCUGUCCAAAGCGCAAUUAGCGUUAGAGUUAAUCUCUUCAGGCUGCCAAGAACUCGAUUUAUCAUGAAUUCAUGUUUUCAACAGUCUACGAAAYGCGUGAAGUUGUCAUGUUCUCCUUUGUCAGCCAAGAUGGACGAGAAGGUCAAGGUCGACGUUGAAGGUCUUGAACCAAAUCAAAAGGUAUCUCUUCAAGCUAAACUAGUGGGAGAUUCAAAUGACAGAUAUCAUUCACUGGCUCACUACAUAGCAGACCAACAAGGCCGAGUUUGUUUGAAUUCUCAGCCUUCUGUUGGAGGGUCGUAUGUUGGCGUUGAGCCGAUGGGAUUUAUGUGGAGUCUCAAACCCGAGCCAAAUCARARACCUGGUCGACGACUGAUGAAAAGAGACGUGACAAAGCCUUAUUUAGUAAACCUAGCGUUACUGAACGGACAUGUCGAUAUUMUGGAARCAGAAAACUKUCAUCCAUUGUCGAGUUUAACGAUUGAGAGGCAUUACAUGUCAGCUGGUGUAAGGAGGAUUGAUGUCCAUGAAGGAAGGAUAAGGGGGACGCUAUUCCUACCCCCUGGAGACGGUCCCUUUCAAGGAGUCAUUGAUUUGAUGGGUGCAAUUGGAUUACUGAUUGAAUACAAAGCUGCCAUACUAGCUUCCAAUGGCUUUGCAGUACUUGCUUUGGCAUACAUUACACACAGUGAUCUUCCCAAAGAAUUAGGACAACUUGAUCUUGAAUACUUCAUAGAAGCUGUUGAUUGGUUGAAAAAUCACCCAUCAAUCAUUAAAGGAGGAGUGGGGGUAAAUGCGAUCUGUAAGGGAGCUGAAAUCUCUUUACUACUUGCUUCACACUGUCAAGAUGUUAAAGCAGUAGUUUCUAUAAGUGCACUUUAUGGACUGUCAUUACAGUCUAUGAACUACAAAAAUAAACCAAGAAUACCAUUCUUUAAACUUSAUGGAUUUAGGAUUGAAAAAUUGGAAAAUGGUGCUGUUAAAUGGAGAAAUGGUUGCAUUGAUGACUGGACUGGAAGUGUUGAAGSAAACCCAAAAGCCUUUCCUGUGGAGAAAGCYAGUGCAUCAUUUCUUGUGGUUUAUGGCACAGAUGACCAUUUAUGCAACAGUGAAGUAUCCGCAUCAAAGAUCUACAACAGAUUAAAAGCGUUUGGUAAGGAGGCACAAUGCACUGUUMUUGGUUACCAGGGUGCUGGUCACCUAAUUGAGCCWCCGUAUAGUCCACUUUCCGUCAUGASYUACCAMAAGUUCUUUGAUAUUUAUUUAUCAUGGGGUGGAGAUACCAAGGCACAUGCCCAUGCUCAGGAACAUGCUUGGCAAAAGAUAUUGUCAUUUUUUAAAGAAAAGUUGCCUCAAAGGACAACCUUUAGCAAAUCAUAAAGUACAAUUAUUUUACUAUAUAAUCUAUAAUAUAGGACCAAAAUU